AUGGAGGAUUGUUGCGCCGUUUGCGCGGAGAAUCUGGAAUGGGUCGCUUACGGAUCUUGUGGUCACCGCGAGGUUUGCUCUACAUGCGUCGUUCGUCUCCGCUUCAUACUCGGCGAUCGCCGCUGCUGUAUCUGCAAAACCGAAUGUCCCUUCGUCUUCGUCACAAAGGCUUUAGGUAAUCACACAAAGACGAUUACUGAUUUCUCGAACUUCCCAUCAGAGCCAAGUGAAGGACGAGUAGGAUCUCUCUGGUAUCAUGAAGAGACCAAUGUUUUCUUUGAUGACUCAAACCAGUACACAAGGGUUAAGGCAAUGUGUAGACUCUCUUGCACUUGCUGUGACAAGACGAAGAAGAGCAAAUCUAAGUCUAACCAUCGUUUGCCGUUUAAGAGCGUUCAACAUUUGAAGGAUCAUCUAAGCCAUCAGCACAAAUUGCAUAUGUGCAGUUUGUGCCUUGUAGGUCGUAAGGUGUUCAUUUGUGAGCAAAAGCUGUUUACUAAGGCACAGCUGAAUCAACAUAUAAGUAGCGGUGACUCGGAAGUUGAUGGAAGUGAGAGUGAAAGAGGAGGUUUCACUGGUCAUCCCAAGUGUGAAUUCUGCAAGAGUCCAUUUUAUGGUGAUAAUGAGCUUUACACUCAUAUGUCUAGAGAGCACUACACUUGUCAUAUCUGCCAAAGGCUGAAGCCAGGACAGUAUGAGUAUUAUGGAAACUAUGAUGAUUUGGAGGUUCAUUUCCGUAGUGACCAUUUUCUAUGUGAAGACGAGUCUUGCCUUGCUAAGAAGUUCAUCGUUUUCCAAAUCGAAUCUGAGUUGAAAAAGCAUAACUCUGUUGAGCAUGGAGGUAGGAUGUCUCGGUCUCAGCAAAGCGCUUCUCUACAGAUACAAGCUGGCUUCCAAUACCCGAACACUCGCCGUGGAAGAGGAGGAGCAUCUCGUCUUGAAGUUCUGGAAUCUCAAACAUCUUAUGCCAUUACCGACGGUUAUCCUCUUCUCCAACCUGUGAGGAGCUCUGGAGGUUCACGUCUGGGAGAAUCUUCUUUCCCUCCACUCUCCGUGCAAGCAAACCGUGGCAUGCCGAGACAUCAAACGAGUAGAAGUGCAAGUGUUGGUUCUUCUCAAGCCUGGCCAGCAUUAAACCGAGCCCCGACACAAGCAUCUACUGCAAGCAGCGUACAAUCUUAUAGUGCUUCUGCUCAGUCUCAAUCUAGGCACCAUGCCAGAGUUGAAACUACUAGAGCUCUUGCUUCUGCAGUUCCACAGGAUGCUCGUAAUGAACAUACCUCAGUUGGUGGAUGUUCAUCUGGUUCUUCACUGAAUGCGAAGAAGAAUCAUCAGUCAUCUUCAACCCCUAAAAUGUCUGAUACAAGAUCACUUGAGCAGCCUUCUCAUUCUGCUUCUCCUCCAGCUUCUUCUGUGAAAAAUUCCAGGUCAGCAUCAUCCACCAAUGUUCAAGAACCACGAGAUGUUUCUGAUGUACAGUCUGCGAACAAGAGCUUGGUUGAAAAAAUACGUGCCAGCCUCAACCACGAUGAAGAGAUAUUCAUGGCCUUCAAGGAUACGUCAGUGAAGUAUCGUCAUGGUUCGAUCGAUGCAAGAACUUACUUAGAGUAUGUGAAAGGCUACGGUUUGUCUCACUUAGUUCUUGAUAUGGCCAAGCUAUGCCCUGACCCUAAGAAACAGAAGGAGCUCACUGAUACCCACAAUGCUUCCUUGAGAAGAGGAAAUGAUACAGUGGAGAGUUGCGGUUUGAAGAAGAACAAAGGGAAAGCUGUGAAGGUUGAAAGUAGCAGUGUCUCCAUGGGAGAUAAGUUGCAGUCCUCUGACAAAGGCAAAGGCAAAGCAAAAGUGACAACGUUGGUGGAUUCUUCAUCUGCAGGCAACACGGGGAAGCAAUGUAAGAAAACUUCAAAGUUUCACAGAGCACGUCUAGGCGAGAAAUCAGUGGCUGCAGUACUAAAUCUCAGGAAUUCGAACCCAGAGCCAGAACCAGAAUCGAAGAAAGAUAGUAACUCCAAAAGUAGCCAGAACUCAACCGGUGGAUUGCCACUUCGUGGUGCUUGGAGGAGAGGAAGCGCCAAACUCUUCUCCUAG
Messenger RNA from Microthlaspi erraticum, 2091 nucleotides. NCBI's taxonomy places the organism in Eukaryota, Viridiplantae, Streptophyta, Magnoliopsida, Brassicales, Brassicaceae. The record is from the annotation of a GenBank genome assembly.